AUGGUCGUCAAGAUCCGCCUCGCCCGCUUCGGGCGUACCAACCAGCCCUUCUACAACAUCGUCGUUGCGCACGCCCGGACCGCCCGCAACAGCAAACCCCUCGAAGUGAUCGGUACCUACGACCCCGUCCCCAAGAAAGACCCCUACGAUCCCUCGGGCAAGUUGCACAAGGACAUCAAGCUGGACAUCACGCGCGCCAAGUAUUGGGUGGGCAUUCUCGAACCCAAGUAUCGUCCCGGUCUGCCGCCGAAACAUAAGCCUACCGUUGUUAAGGAUUAA
Messenger RNA from Thermochaetoides thermophila DSM 1495, 279 nucleotides. Its product is annotated as mitochondrial 37S ribosomal protein bS16m. Gene Ontology annotation, biological process: mitochondrial translation. The record is from RefSeq and is a predicted model, not a curated record. The coding region runs from base 1 to 279 and encodes 92 amino acids. Gene Ontology annotation, cellular component: mitochondrial small ribosomal subunit; ribosome. NCBI's taxonomy places the organism in Eukaryota, Fungi, Ascomycota, Sordariomycetes, Sordariales, Chaetomiaceae. The transcript is spliced from 3 exons. Gene Ontology annotation, molecular function: structural constituent of ribosome.